AUCACUUAAACCUCAUUCAGCUCCAUUUAUCAGUCCAUCACUGGUGAAGAACCUUUUCUGUGGGUGAUGUUGGUUUUCCCUUGAGAUCUCACAUUUGGAAAUAGUCUUGGUUGUGUGUAACCUGCUGUGUAAUGGAUUUAAUAGUAAUAAUGUCAUGUAAAAUGUCAUCUAGUGUUUGGCAUUUUCAUGCAGAUGCCCCCGAAACCUUCUAUCUUCUUUUUCUUAAAGUUCUUUUGUUUUCAAAUGCAUGAUGUCUUUUCCAUUUCUCUUUUUUGUUUUUUCCCGUUCCUUCUCCUGUUGUCCUUUACCAUUGUCGUCAAUCACAUUCCUCUCUCCUCUCAAACACACAUGCACAAACACUUUGACAGCAGCAGUCAGGAUCAGCACUGUCAGAAGCAGACCGCAGUGGUCCUGUUGAAUUCUAACGGCAAAACCUGUCAAGGUUCAGGAAGUAUUUCAGUUGCCACCCUUUGCACAGACACCCUCACAGCCUCCAAACACAACAAGCAACGAGACUGGCGCUCCCUGAUCUGCCCCUCUUCCGUCAACAUCCACCCCAAUGGCUCGCUGAGGUUUUCGGUGUCCCUGAACGACGUGGGUCAGCGUGUGGACAGUCUUUGUCGAGGUCUGCACUUUAUAGACCGCACCUGCUCCGAGGGAGAGCUGGAGCUGAAGCCGGAGCCUGCUCAGCCACCCGGCUUGGAUCAAAGGGCUCACACACUCAACGGCAAGCUGGCUUCAGCACCCCCACACCAGAUCCCAAAUCCGGCCUUCUCAACACGCACCCACCCCCACCUUGUACCUUCCUUCACCAACAACUAUAAAUACAUGCUGGGCAUCCCUCCCACCAGUUGUCUCCCAUAUGACCCUUCUACCACUGGCCCUCCUCCUCCUCCCCCUCCUCUGUCCAAUACCCACCUCCACCCUCAUCGUUCUCCGAGCACCAACUUCCUCCGUCUCCUCCUGCCCUUCUCUCGAUCCUCUACUUCGGCCAGCCUGCAGUGCUCUGAACUAGGUAGUUACACUUCUCACCUCCACAUCACCAAGUCCUCUAGUGCCCUGCUGGAAGGCAGCGAGUCAGGGUUUCCACCUGAGGAUCUACUGGGAGAUGAUGACGUGUUUGAGGAGAACCAGUCAAGUCCAGCUCCAAAGGGAACGGGCCAGCUAGCAACCCCAGAAUCACACACCAUGGCUGGUUCAGUCGCUCUUCUUGCCCCUCUGUGCUAUAUGGAUGAGGACAGCGACUUAGACUGCUGCCCGUCCCCUUUGUCAGAGAAAACUGAGCCACAGUCACCCUAUUCACUAUCUGGAGACUGCUGCAGGUGGGUGACUGUCUGCCUGGAUGGUAUAAUCCACACCCAUCCUUCCUGUGACUUGGUAGAGCCCAGACUACCCCUGUGCCAUUGCGUGGCAGUGAACCCCCAAGCCCCGUGGAGUAGUGGAGCGCUUCUCAUCCUGUAGUACAACUACCCAGCAAAUGUCUUACACCACAGCAGUAUUUGUCCUCAGAACCCCCAAGCAGAGUGAGGCUGUUAAUGAGAAGAACCUGACACAUAGAUGCUUUAGUCUGCACACACUGUAUCUACAUGCAACUCCUCCUCCGCUGUCCUGAUUCAACCCGAAUGUGUGUCUAGAACAGAAAUGUGACCUAAUUUUAUUUCAUACCAUUUCAUUUUCACUUCACUCUCAUCUCCGUGUUCUACCAUGUUUAUCAGUGUGCUGUCAAGCUCUGUUUUUUUAAAAAAUUAUUUUUCAUCGUUACAAGAUCGAUGAGGCAUUAAAGUAUCUUACAUGAGCUGUGAAAAUUUGUGAUUGAUUUUGCCCGUAAGCUUUAAACUUUGCCGGAGAGGCAGGAAUAGGAGGCACUGGCAAUGUUUAAGGAAAAGAUGAAGAGGUGGAGGUUGGGGUCAAAAUUUAUUAGCGCUGAGGAACAGAAUGUGUUUCUGGCGGGGAAACAGUGGAACAGAGGCAGAUGGGAUGAAAUAAACAAAAUUGAACUGAUGGAGUCUAUUUGAUUGGGUCAACAGCGCCAGCAUCAGUCUUUUACACUUUAUGGUCUGUGUGCAAUCUAAUAGCCAUGUAGGUAAGGACAUAUUCUGAGUAAUAUUUGUUCACAGACCAGGUCAGGGUUGAGGUUCUCAGGAAGUACUCUUUCAAGAAAAGGAUUUUUUUUUUUUAGCUCUAAUGACAAGCCCUUCUGGGUUACGGUAUUUGUCUGUCAAUAUUUUAUACGUGAGCUUAUUUUUAAAUACAGAGGAAUGUUAAUUAUAUUUGUCUGUCCCGUCAGCUGUGGUCUGUGCGAGUACUCUGUUCCAGAUUAUACAUCAGCUGUGGGUUGAAACAUGAGCUUAGAAUUGGAAAGGUGAGGGCUGAAGAUCAGGCAGAUUAUUGGCUUCAAAUAGUCUCUGACUGUACACGCACACCCACACGCACAAACACCAACACUAACACAUUGUGCCAGCUGUCUGUCAGGUGGCUUGAAGCGUGAUCUCUGAGAAAAGAAUGACCUCACCUGUUAAACUCUGUGUGUGUGUGUGUGCAUGCACGUGUUUCCCACAGAUAAAUGGCAUGUAAAUGAUUGUCUAGCUCUUUUGUUGAUAGCAUUCCAGAAAGUAAUAGCUGGAUGAGGGGUGUCUUAGUCUGUUUCCUUAUUGGAAAUGUGACUUUUAGAGAAACUUAAAGGUACGUGUUUAGACGCAGUGUUCCUCACCAUACAUCUUGUGUGUGUAUCCUAACAAAUGUAUGAAAAGCAUUUCCAUCCUCUCCAAAGAUGAUUUCUCUGAAUAUUUUAAUAACCUGCAUUGCUUAUAUCCAUGUCAUUCAGACCCUUUUUCAUUUGAUAGAUGCGGCCAACCUUUGAAGUAUCAGUUAUUACAGUCAGGCCUUUUUACCAUAUCCAGUUCUUACAUCUUGCUUUGCCUCUUUGUUUUUCAUACUUUAUGGAUCACACACUCUACACAUUUCCAUUACUGCCCUCUGUGGUCCUUGUGCAUAUAUUAGCCAGAGAGAGCCCAAUACAAACAAAACAGAGAUAAAGACAUUGUUUUUUACAACCUCUAGCAUAAAAAAAGGGCACCACAGGUCACCUUUAGCUGAGAAUACACACCAGCUGGGGUCUGUGUAGUUCCUUAACCUUCCUCCAAAAGAUAAAUUUCUUUUCAGCAAAUUUAAUAUUCUCUUUUAAGGCAAGCAUAGCCACACAGAUCUAAUAAGAUGGGCAGGAAGUGGCUUCCAGUGGUGCUUCUGCUAAUUGAAUUGUGUUUUUCUGUGAUCAGAGUGUCUUUGGCAGAGUGUAGAGCUUAAACUGUUCCAACUGAAAACGGGCUGAGAACAUGAGAGAACAAAAUGCCUCAGAUGUCACUAUGGGGGGGGGGGGCAUGUGUGCCCCUAUCUGUUUAGCAGAAAUGCGAUAACAGAUUGGUGUUGUAAAAUUUAUUUGAAAAUAAAUACAUAAACAUGCACAAACAGGAGAAAAGUACAGGGAAAGAAAAAAGAGAAGAGGAAGAAAGCGAAUUCCUCGCCAGGGCUGAAAUGUUGCCGAGGUUGUUUCCUCCUCAACUUGUAGUGCUUGUACUUUCCUGACUCCUGAUUUUUCUUCUCACAUUUUAAUAUUGAUGUACUGUUAUCGGCGCCUGCGCUAUCUUAAAAUUGCUGUUAAACAGGGAGUGUUUUGGCUGCACAAGAGAUACAAAUUAAAUUUUAACUUCCCUCCUGUGCCUGACGGUGCCUGGAAUGUGCUGCUGACACAGACGGGAAAUUUAGCUGGAAAUUUGCAAAAGGGUUUGGGGUUAUUCUACGAAUCGAGUUUAUCUGUACACUGUGAGAUUUUUAUCUUCAAAGUGCUUUUUGCAAAAUCUUUGCUGUUUCUUGCAGGUAAACCUACAUUCCUCAGCUGUAGUCUCUUCCACUCAUGUUGUUUACUGAUCCACUGUGGCUCCAUGUGGAGGUGUAGGAAUUUUUCUACAGUUAUCCCCUCCUACAUAAAAAAAAAAAUUUACAUUUGCAUUAAAAUAAUUUGUCAAAUUUGUCCAUUUCUGCAGUCACCCAGCGUUGAUAUGAGCAGCAAGGUCCUGAGGCUGAUUUUUUUGUUUUGUUUUGUUUUUUUGUGAAAGAGGAGUACAGUAUGUGUGGGAUGAAAACCUGCAGUUCAUCAUCUUGUGAUCCAUGCAAACAAACGCAAACAAAGCAGCCGAGCCACAACCGAUAGAAAUAAAACAACAAUCUUCCAGAGAUGUUAAUAGUGCCUCCUCUAUCCCUUAAUCCCUCAGUCUUCGUUCCACUCCCUACGCGACCUCUUCCAACUGAGAGUGCCGUAGAAAUUACUUAUUUUUAAUCCUCCUUUGUUCACUUUGUCUUUUAAUCUUGUAACACUUUGGCCAGAUCAGUGAAGUCUGGAAAUAGACGUCUUGCCUGCUCGCUUUCGAACAUGUGUGGGCGUGCAUGUGUGUCUUCAUGUGUUCUUAUCCUCCGCUGAGCCGGGAUAAAGAAAAACCCUUUUGAACGUGCUGCUCUCUUCUCCUUCUCCAUCUUUCUUUCAAUACUUUGUUUACUCGUUUCUUCCCCGCAGACAGAAGUGCCACUGCUCUCUCUGUGAUUCACUUUGGAAAACGCACUCAAGGCCUUUUCUGGUUUAUGCAUUUACUGGUAGAAAGUGUGGAUUUGAAGUUUUUAGUUGAAGUGACUGAUUGCAUUGUGUAGCUUGUAUCCAUCCUCCCCUUACCAUUGUUCUGUUAUCCAAGUCCGAGACAUCAGCCUGACCUUUAGUAACACCUUUAGCUGUGUUGUGGCUGAACGAGCAGUAGCUGAGUUUUGGGCUUAUUGCUCAUUCACUGAGGACCCCCCUGGUCUGAACAGCCGCAACAAGGUCAACAUCCUGACAUUGAAUUCAGAGAUCAAAAUGACUUUAGCUUUGCUUUCGUGUGUGUGUGAUAUUAACAUAACAUUUGCUGCUCUAAUAGUCCUCUCCAGCCCCUCAUUUUGUCUCUUACUACUGAACGGACUGCUUUGGCAGAUUGGGGCUGACAUACUGGUGAAAGCGUGUGGCUAGUCUGGGUUCUCACUCUGUCUCUCUGCCACAGAUGCACAGCCACACUUUCAGACUGAACAGACACAGAGAAAUACACUCCUCCUUAGUGUGGGUGACUAAUAGCUCCUGUCCUCCAGCCUGUCAGUCAGUGUCUGAUAUGUGAUCUUUAGGAGGAGGAGAGGGGGCUGGACUGUUUUGCUCUGAUAUUAAAAAUCUGACUCCCUGUCCAGCAGUCCUUCGAGGCACCAGACACCUAAUUGAAUGUUCCAGUUGUCGGUACUUGUGCCCAGGAUACCUUAGCAAGCAUCAAGAGGGGCUUAACACAAUAUCACACCUGUUAUGUUCAGUGCAGCUCCACACAGCGGCAUUGCAGCAAACAUGAGAUUUGAGAAGCUUUAAAAAUUCGCCUGGAUGCCAUAACAUUGUUGUUGAUUAUGUUGUCUGAACUCCAUCCAAACGCAGUUACCCUUACACGUGACUUGUAUCAGUUCAUCCAACACUGAGACUAAGGUUUCUCCAGCCGCAGGGUAUCUGAAAUUAGAUUUGAUGUGGUCAAUCUUGUGCUGCAACGUUUCAAGAUCAGAGGAAAUUAUUUUCUGAAAAUGUCAUUUCGAUUUGCAAAUGAAGUGCUUUGAAUUAAAUUAGUUUGUCUUGAUUGAGUUUAUCCAUGAGGGACAUUGUCUUCCGCAUUCAGGGUCUUAAUAUGCUUUUAUAUUUGUGAAAUUAUAUUCCCAUCUGCCAUGCUCUCCCAGCACUUUGUCUUAUUAUAUGUACUGCUACAGAAUACUACAAGUUUGCUGACACAUCCUUAAAAACUGAAGUUUGUUCUAGUUUGGGGAAAUAUCUGUCAGCUUUGCCUGCCAACUUUUCUCUUUUUGAUCUUUCCUCUCCGCUGUCUUCCUCCUAUUACAGCUGUCUUGCCUCUAGCUUAGUGUUGACUGUAUUCUUUGG
Molecule: messenger RNA, 5977 nt
Organism: Scatophagus argus
Lineage: Eukaryota; Metazoa; Chordata; Actinopteri; Scatophagidae
Exons: 1
Coding region: 187-1461 (424 amino acids)
Source: RefSeq, a predicted model, not a curated record